AUGCUACGUAGCCUUAAACCAGUCACUGCCUUCGCCUUAAAAAGAUCCUUGCUUAGUAUAAAGCAGGUACACGGGACUCAAAGUGUGUUGAGGUCACCGGUUAGAAACUCCUCAAGCAUCAGCAGCGCAGACGAGGACCCUAACUUGCCAUGGUACUUGAGGACGGAAACAAAAGUGGCUAAACCCAUUGAAAUGCCCGAAUUACCUGAAAGCUCUCCUCAAAAACUACAUGAACUUGUCAAGUACUUUAUAAAGGAUCUUGGAAUUGAAGAUAUCAAGGUAUUCGAUCUGAGUAUGAACGAAGAAGAGGAAGUUGAUGGGUCAAAGUUUCUUGGGAAGUACAUGGUGAUUGGAACUGGAAAGUCUAAUAAACAUCUCGCCAAAGCUGGUACAGAAAUGAUGAAUUUUCUGAAACACGAGUACGGGACUCCUAGCAGCAAUAUUGAAGGGUUGGUCAAGGACACCCUUUUGAUAAGACAACAGAAAAGAUUGAAAAGAAAAGGUGGAAAGCUAUCCAGCCCUCAAAGUAAUGACUUUGGAGUUAGUGCAAAUUCAUGGAUCAUGAUUGAUACGAAUAUUGAUGACAUUUACGUCCAUUUUUUGACUGAAAAGAGAAGAAAGGAACUAAACUUGGAGUAUCUUUGGUGUAGUGCUGAAGACAGACCAUUGUAUCACCAGGAAGUUGCUACAACUCAAUCGGAUGACAUUUUCAGUGGUAUUAGAAAUUACCACACAUCUUCAAGAACGUCUAGAACUUACGGUGUUUCAAGGCCCCAGCAUUUGCCAAGUUUCACAAGAUCAUAUUCUUCUACACCAAGUAUCAAUGAGCUCGUUCAUUUAUCAGAAUCAGGAAGUUACCAAGAAAUAUCCAAAUUUACUAAUCAUAAUGAUCCUGAGGUGACUCAGCUGAUUUUACUCUCUCACAUAAAUUUUUUUCAGAAUUUGCCCUUGAACAAGGCUAUCGCACACGCUGACGAGCUAUACAAGAGCUUUGAAGCAGCAUUCCCAGCAUUUGAUGCCUCCUCUGAUCACUGGAAAAUCCGUUAUCUAUUUUUGGACAUGAUGCAUAAAGUUGAUAAAUCCAGGUGGUCAUUCUCCAUCAUUGAAAACAAUUUCUACGGAAAAUCCUCCCAUGGACACAGGCUCACUGAAGAGGACUUGAAGUACUUCAUCAAGUCCGUAAUUGAAUCUCCUGAACUUUCGAACAGAUAUUUGGAUCCUAAUUCUAACUACGACCACGAUUCCACGCCUUUCAAAGAUGAAGGGUCUGAAUCAUUCGUUAGUAUUUCUAAUAACAAAUUAGGAAAGAUUGCCAAGUUUAUUCAGCUGUGUUAUCCUGACCUCCCAGAGGGAAAUGUGUUUAAUCAUUUUGAGUCAUGGGAUUCUACGGUACUCCCAUUGCUCUUGACUGUUGUCAGUCAGACCACCCAUGAAAACUUCAUUACUCCUGUAAAGCUGUCAGAAUUAUCAUCACCAAUAGCUAACCACAAACCCGUUCCAUACAACAAGACGCAUCUUGAUGCUCUGCUUGAAGUUAUUCGAGUUUCUCAGCCUAACUUUUUGUUGAACGAUGAGACCAGAAUGAAUUUUAUUUUUAUUCUGACCAUUCUGGCAAACGCUCAUGAGUGGGAGCGAGUGUAUAAACUUUGGGAUGCUGCUUUAGAAAACUCUGUCCCUAUAAAUCCUGGAUCAACGUUCAAACCUGACACCAGACCCUGGGCUUACCUGAUCGAUCUAGUUGCCAAGAUAGGCGACCCUGCCAAUGCGAGAGUGUUCCUACAAAAACGGUGGCCGCAAAUGAUUCACAAUGGUAUUGAUGCCACUGAUCCUAAGAUAGGCACUGCUACUGCCGUGCUCUUGAAGGUAGCAGACCCUGAAAAUGUACUGUUCAAAAACGUAAAAUAG
Komagataella phaffii GS115 is the source of this 1905-nucleotide messenger RNA. RefSeq names its product Mitochondrial protein required for the stability of Oli1p mRNA and for the Oli1p ring formation. The transcript has a single exon. The coding region runs from base 1 to 1905 and encodes 634 amino acids. The record is from RefSeq and is a predicted model, not a curated record. Gene Ontology annotation, biological process: mitochondrial proton-transporting ATP synthase complex assembly; mitochondrial gene expression; mRNA stabilization. Gene Ontology annotation, cellular component: mitochondrion. Lineage: Eukaryota; Fungi; Ascomycota; Pichiomycetes; Pichiales; Pichiaceae.